Molecule: messenger RNA, 1779 nt
Organism: Megalopta genalis
Lineage: Eukaryota; Metazoa; Arthropoda; Insecta; Hymenoptera; Halictidae
Gene: borr
Product: borealin-related
Biological process (GO): mitotic sister chromatid segregation
Cellular component (GO): chromosome passenger complex; chromosome, centromeric region; spindle midzone
Source: RefSeq, a predicted model, not a curated record
UGUGCGCAUGACGACGCCGCAACGCCUGGCAUUAAAAAGGCGGUUGUAAACGGAAUUGAAAAUAUUGCUUUGAUUUUGAUCAUUUUGGUGUAAGUUUUUACGUCUGAUUUUCGGAUAGACGCACAUAAUACCAAAGACUUACGAACAGUCUUAUUGGAUUCGCUAUUUCACAUAAGAACGAAAAUGCCGCGAACGAAAACUAAUCGAAAGGCGAAACUGGACCUACAGGCUGCGGACGAGACUGAUUCAUUAGUAAGAGAUUUUGAGCGGCAAGCUCACAUGCGAAUUUUAAAAAUGGAAUCCGAGGCGAAGAUGGCGAUGAAAGGUCUGGAGAACUCUUUUAAUAUUACUAUAUCCAGGCUUCCAAAGGAAAUACAACUGAUGACUCUCGGUGAGUUAAUGCAAUGCGAGAUUAACGACCAGAAAGAGAAUUGUGAAGAAGUGUCGUCAUCUGUUAACGAAAAUUCGUUGAAACCGCCUACAACGACAAAAGGAAAGAAACAUGCAAAGAGAAUUACCACUGCAUCGGAUGAUGGAUACGUGACUGAAGGAAGACGUACCUCAAGAGCUCAGAAAGACGAGUCUCAAAGAAACAUGAGAAGAACACGUAGUAAUUCGAGGAAUAGAGAAGUAAAACUUAGUCAGAUUAAUCAAGAGACUAUAAAGAAAAUUAGGAAACCACAUGGUAAGGAAUCUGUGAAAACUGAUCAAUUUAAAACUCCUGCAACAUUAAAGGUAAAUAACAUAUCAUCGAAUACGUAUGGUCUUGUGACUCCAAAAGUUAAACCAAAUACACCAUUAAAUGUAUUGAGACGUCCACGGCAAGGGGAGAUGGUUCUUAGUAUGCAAGGUAGUCCCUUAUUGGUUUCUGCAGUUGUACAAGAAAAUACUGCUAACAUUAAUGUUCCUUUGAGAAAUGGCAAUGUAAUAUCUUUGCUACCUAAAGAAGGCCUACGUAUGUCACAUAUCCCAUCACUAGAUCCGGAAACCAUGCGUCAAUUAGAAACGCUAAAGAAUCAUAUUGAAAAAGUUAUUUCAACAAAAUGAUCAAUUUCUUUAGAAUGUAUUUUGCACAUGUUGUGAUUUAUGGGAAUUCAUAAUCAUCAACUAUAAAUUUUCCAUCAAUCAGUUUAGGAAGAGCAGGACCAAUACAUAUCCUUAUACUAAAUCCAUCGGAUGUAAGGAUUAUAAUUAAAACAAAUUCUUCAGAUUUAGGGUGAUCAGAGAAUUAUAUGAUAAAAAUUUUAUUGUCUCUCAAGAUUGUAGCAGUUAAUAAUAAUUCUCUGACCUAUUCAGCUGAUUACUGCUGAAGCCAUUGUACAUGAGAAAGGAAUGCAAUAGUUCCUGUUUAAAGAAAUCAAUCCUCAGAUCAGAGAAGUAUAAGUACUUGCAGGGUAUAAACCAUUUUUGAUUCACACUGCAAGUCAUAUUGAAAAGAUUAUUUUAACAAAAUGAUCAAUUUCUUUAGUAUGUAUUUUACUUAUGAAUGCUCUGAGUAACAUUGGAAUAAUUGAUCUAUGAUCAAACUGUGUUUCAAAUGAUUUGUUGAAUUUUUAGAAUAAUUAGAGGACUGUAGAUGUAUCUGACAUUUAAACAGCAUUAGUUGCUACCUUUUUUAAGUUGCUAUCUAAUAAGAUUACUGUAUAAGAUAUUUGUGUAAAGAUAUGUUUCCAGAAUUAAUAUUUUAGAGUAAACUUGUAUUAUAUAGUUAAGGAUACUAUUGGAACAUGUAUGAACUUUUAAAUUAUUAUAAUAAAAAUCAAAGAAUCCUGUAAUAUA